CAUUAUCUCCUCUCUGCAGUCCCCAGCGCCCAACCAACAUGCAUCCUGCCACCUUAAUCUACUGCUGUUUCCUGCUCCUUUGGGGGGCCUUGCCUGGUGGGACAGCUGAAAAUGACCCCUUUGGGAAGGCCAUGGAGGGCAUCAACCAUGGGCUGAGCAAUGCUGAAAGGGAGUUGGGCAAAGCCCUGGACAGCAUAAACCAUGGGAUCACUCAAGCUGGCAGAGAAGUAGAAAGAGUUAUCAACGGCCUUGACAACAUUGAAGAGGCUAGCAGGGAGGUGGACAAAGGCAUCCAAGGGAUCAAUCAUGGUCUGGACAAAUUGACCCAUGGAGUUAAUCAUGCUGCUGGGCAGGCAGGGAAGGAGACAAACAAAGUGAUCCAAGGCACCAACCAUGGGCUCAACCAAGCCGGGAAAGACCUGGACAAGGGCAUCCACGAUGCGAGUCAUGCUGCUGGGCAGGCUGAGAAGGAGGUAGAGAAGUUUGGCCAAGGGGUCAACCAUGCUGCUGGGCAGGCUGGGAAGGAGGUGGACAGGUUUAACCAAGGGGUUAACCAUGCUGCUGGGCAGAUUGGAAGAGAAGUGGACAGGUUUAACCAAGGGGUCAACCAUGCUGCUGGGCAGGCUGGAAGAGAAGUGGACAGGUUUAACCAAGGGGUCAAUCACGCUGCUGGGCAGGCUGGGAAGGAGGUGGACAGGUUUAACCAAGGGGUCAACUAUGCUGCUGGGCAGGCUGGAAGAGAAGUGGACAGGUUUAACCAAGGGGUCAAUCACGCUGCUGGGCAGGCUGGGAAGGAGGUGGACAGGUUUAACCAAGGGGUCAACUAUGCUGCUGGGCAGGCUGGAAGAGAAGUGGACAGGUUUAACCAAGGGGUCAAUCACGCUGCUGGGCAGGCUGGGAAGGAGGUGGACAGGUUUAACCAAGGGGUCAACUAUGCUGCUGGGCAGGCUGGAAGAGAAGUGGACAGGUUUAACCAAGGGUUCAACCAUGCUGCUGGGCAGGCUGAGAAGGAGGUAGAGAAGUUUGGCCAAGGGGUCAACCAUGCUGCUGGGCAGGCUGGAAGAGAAGUGGACAGGUUUAACCAAGGGGUCAACCAUGCUGCUGGGCAGGCUGGAAGAGAAGUGGACAAGUUUAACCAAGGGGUCAACCAUGCUGCUGGGCAGGCUGGAAGAGAAGUGGACAGGUUUAACCAAGGGGUCAACCAUGCUGCUGGGCAGGCUGGAAGAGAAGUGGACAAGUUUAACCAAGGGGUCAACCAUGCUGCUGGGCAGGCUGGGAAAGAGGUAGAAAAGUUUGGUCAAGGGGUCAACCAUGCUGCUGGGCAGGCUGGGAAAGAGGUAGAAAAGUUUGGUCAAGGGGUCAACCAUGCUGCUGGGCAGGCUGGGAAAGAGGUAGAAAAGUUUGGUCAAGGGGUCAACCAUGCUGCUGGGCAGGCUGGAAGAGAAGUGGACAAGUUUAACCAAGGGGUCAACCAUGCUGCUGGGCAGGUUGAGAAAGAGGUAGAAAAGUUUGGUCACGGGGUCAACCAUGCUGCUGGGCAGGCUGGGAAAGAGGUAGAAAACUAUGGCCAUGGGAUCAACCAUGCUGCUGGGCAGGCAGAGGACAAGUUUAACCAAGGGGUCAACCAUGCUGCUGGGCAAGCUGGGAAAGAACUGGAGAAAGUCAAGGAGGAUGUCUACCAUGGGGUCAACCAAGCCGGCAAGGAGGCCAACCAGCCGCUGAAUGGAGCUCAUCAUGGAGGAGGAGCUGGACAGCACGGCAGCGGAGGCAGCGGGGUCGGGGUCGGAGUCACACCCUUGAACUCUGGGGCCUCGGUCAACAUGCCCUUCAUCAACUUGCCAGCUCUUUGGAGAAGCAUCACCAACAUAAACCCAUGAACUGACGAGCUUUGCCUGCUGGGCUGAGCAGGCCCAGAUGGAUGGUCUUCAAAGAGCUUGUGGAGAACUUGGGGGGGAGGGCACUGUGUGGGUAACUUCCAGGAUUUCCCGAGAGGAUACAAGGAGCUGAGGGGGUUGUUAAUAAACAUGAUAUAUUAGUCCUCCCCCUUUGUGUCUUUUUAACAUUUUCCCUUUUUAUUAUGAACUUAAACACAAGCAUUUCCACAUGCCAAGGUAUGUGUACCCUCAUGGGUUUGAAAAGCUUGUCAAGCAGGUUUAGGGAAUAGUUGGUAAAUAAUUAUAUUAUCCUAUUUAAAUAUUCCCAGAAUAGUAGUGUUUAGUGAGGCAAUUUAUAUAAAGAACUUUAUGAUGCUAAAAAUGUUAUGGACUCAAUAAAAUUUUCUUUAUGAAAAUUAA
Messenger RNA from Monodelphis domestica (gray short-tailed opossum), 2294 nucleotides. It is a transcript of the gene SBSN, whose product is annotated as suprabasin. The record is from RefSeq and is a predicted model, not a curated record. NCBI's taxonomy places the organism in Eukaryota, Metazoa, Chordata, Mammalia, Didelphimorphia, Didelphidae.